Sarcophilus harrisii (Tasmanian devil) is the source of this 2084-nucleotide messenger RNA. It is a transcript of the gene CHN1, whose product is annotated as chimerin 1. The coding region runs from base 106 to 1485 and encodes 459 amino acids. Gene Ontology annotation, molecular function: ephrin receptor binding; GTPase activator activity. Gene Ontology annotation, biological process: ephrin receptor signaling pathway; regulation of small GTPase mediated signal transduction; positive regulation of GTPase activity. The transcript is spliced from 13 exons. The record is from RefSeq and is a predicted model, not a curated record. NCBI's taxonomy places the organism in Eukaryota, Metazoa, Chordata, Mammalia, Dasyuromorphia, Dasyuridae.
ACCCCACUUCCUCUGAGGUGUGAGAGCUCUGAGCCAAUGCAGUGAUAUCUGGCCAGCCCUGGGAGUAGUGAGUGGACCAGCGAGCAAGACCGCAACGGCUCCGAAAUGGCCCUAACCUUGUUUGAUACUGAUGAAUAUAGACCUCCUGUAUGGAAAUCUUACUUGUAUCAACUACAACAGGAAGCUCCUCAUCCUCGAAGGAUUACCUGUACAUGUGAGGUAGAAAACAGACCCAAAUAUUAUGGAAGAGAGUUUCAUGGCAUGAUCUCCAGGGAGGCAGCAGACCAGCUCCUGAGUGUGGCCGAGGGGAGUUAUCUCAUUCGUGAGAGCCAGCGCCAGCUAGGAACCUAUACUUUGGCAUUAAGAUUUGGAAAUCAAACCAGAAACUUCAGGCUCUACUACGAUGGAAAACACUUUGUUGGGGAGAAACGUUUUGAGUCCAUCCACGAUCUGGUGACUGAUGGAUUGAUUACUCUCUAUAUUGAAACCAAGGCAGCAGAAUAUAUUGCCAAGAUGACGAUAAAUCCAAUUUAUGAGCACAUAGGAUACACCACUUUAAACAGAGAGCCAGCAUACAAAAAACACAUGCCCGCCCUGAAAGAUACACAUGAUUGGAAAGAAUCUACAGGAGAGGAUGGGGUGUCAGAGAAAAGGUUGACAUCCCUCGUUAGAAGAGCAACUCUGAAAGAAAAUGAGCAGAUUCCGAAAUAUGAAAAGGUUCAUAAUUUCAAGGUCCAUACGUUCAGAGGUCCACACUGGUGUGAAUACUGUGCCAACUUUAUGUGGGGUCUCAUUGCUCAGGGAGUGAAAUGUGCAGAUUGUGGUUUAAAUGUUCAUAAGCAGUGUUCCAAGAUGGUUCCCAAUGACUGUAAGCCAGACUUGAAGCAUGUCAAAAAGGUGUAUAGCUGUGACCUUACAACACUAGUAAAAGCACAUAUCACUAAAAGGCCAAUGGUAGUCGACAUGUGCAUUCGAGAAAUUGAAUCUAGAGGUCUUAACUCUGAAGGACUCUACAGAGUCUCAGGAUUUAGUGACCUUAUUGAAGAUGUAAAAAUGGCAUUUGACAGAGAUGGUGAAAAGGCAGACAUUUCUGUGAACAUGUAUGAAGAUAUCAAUAUCAUCACUGGCGCACUUAAGCUGUACUUCAGGGAUUUGCCAAUUCCACUCAUCACAUAUGAUGCCUAUCCCAAAUUUAUAGAUUCUGCAAAGACUUUGGAUCCUGAUGAACAGCUGGAAACUCUUCACGAAGCAUUGAAACUACUGCCACCUGCGCACUGUGAGACGCUCAGGUAUCUCAUGGCACAUUUAAAGAGGGUCACCCUUCACGAAAAGGAGAACCUCAUGAAUGCUGAGAAUCUUGGAAUUGUCUUUGGACCCACCCUCAUGAGAUCUCCAGAAUUAGAUGCAAUGGCGGCCCUGAAUGAUAUACGGUAUCAGAGACUGGUGGUGGAGAUGCUUAUCAAAAAUGAAGACAUUUUAUUUUGAAUUUUCCCUUUUGCAUAAAGAGAAGAGAGCUAUGUUCUACAGAUGAAGGAAUGUUUUAUAGUAAUUUAAUUAGCUCUUCUAGCUGAAUUAUUCUUGAUUAGAGCUUUGGGUAUGCACCAGAUAAAAAUGAAGGAAUUUUAUGUUGUUUAUGUAGUGCCACUCAGCUGUCCUUGUCCAACAAUUAAUGCCUAAGCUCCAGUACUAGUAAUCCUGGGUGUUUAUCAUGUUAAAGGAAACUCAAGCUAUUGCAUGAUUGGCUCCCCUUUGGGCUAGAAACAACAAAACAAUGCAGCUUCUUCAUCCUGGAUAGUCUGUGGUUGUAAAUCAGCAUGUUUCUCAGCGUAAACCUGUUGUGAUUUUGCUUUUUAUGUUCUAGGCUAUUAGUUUCUGAUACUUACAAAAAAAAUGUGUGAAACAGUACCUUGGGCUCACACAUAGUCAUUUUCGAUUAUUCAUUUGCCAUCCUUUAUUGAGUGGUUUAUUUCUGGUUUCUCUCAGCUCUUCUAUCAUGUAGUUACUUUGUUUCCUACAAGAACAAAAUAUGUUUUUGAUUGUUACUUUAAGCAGUUAUACAUGCCAAUAAAAUGUACAACACUGAG